UCCUGAAUUCACAUUCACUCUGUGUGUUCACAAACGGCAGAAAAGCUGCACAUUCUUACACUCUGGGUUACAACCUCACUGCAUCACCUCUAAAAAUUGAAGAUGGGGAAAAUUAAUGGAUGUCUCAAGUGCAUUUUUGUCUUCUUCAAUGUGCUUUUUGCAAUAGUUGGAUUUGGGCUGAUUUACGGAUUGCUACAGACCUCUACCCAUAAGGAGGAGUUCUCAUCACUUGAUUUGCCAAACAUGAUUUGGGGUUGGUUGUUUGCCAUCGGCGUCCUCGGUAUUUCCUCUCUGGGAAUCUUUGCUACGUGCUGUGAGUCAAUCAUCGGCCUCAAACUAUUUGCAAGCUUCAUGGGGAUUGGAAUGAUCAUCAUGUUUUAUGGUGGCAUCAAUGUAGCGACAGGAAGAAAUGAGAUAGAGACUGCCCUCCAGAAUGAACUACAAAAGGCCAACAUAAGAGAAGAAGUCAUUAGAAGUAUGGUUGAGAAGAUACAGUCAAAUUUUCAUUGCUGUGGAAUUAUGAACGCCACAGACUGGGGUAAUAAUAUCCCUGACUCCUGUGAAUGCAUUUCUUCAAAUACUGGAUAUGGAAUGAAUGGAAGAUCCAAGUCACUUAGAUGCAAAUCCAAGCCUCAGGGAACCAGUGGCCCACAUGAAAUCUAUGAACAGCCCUGCUAUGACAUUAUCCUUGAACUUUUGAACCUUUUCUUUAACAUCCUGUUUGGCUUCUUCUUUGGAUUUGCUGUUAUAGCACUGCUGGGCCUGCUCAUUACCAUCUGCAUGAUUAAUCAGGUCAAAAGUGACGACAGUAGAGGAUCCAUGUACUUGAGGAAAUAUUAAAGGGAGCCACCACACCACAUGUCCUCUGGCCUUUGGGUUAUAGUGCAUCAACAGGAGUCGUGAUCAGGAUGUCACCUCGUUUUUAUUUCACUGUGUUUUACUCACAAAAAAAAAGAGAGAGUGAGAAA
Pundamilia nyererei is the source of this 968-nucleotide messenger RNA. RefSeq names its product tetraspanin-8-like. Lineage: Eukaryota; Metazoa; Chordata; Actinopteri; Cichliformes; Cichlidae. Gene Ontology annotation, cellular component: plasma membrane. Bases 103 to 840 code for a protein of 245 amino acids. The transcript is spliced from 9 exons. Gene Ontology annotation, biological process: regulation of vascular endothelial growth factor signaling pathway. The record is from RefSeq and is a predicted model, not a curated record.